This is a messenger RNA of Acytostelium subglobosum LB1, 1977 nucleotides long. RefSeq lists its product as hypothetical. Gene Ontology annotation, cellular component: membrane. The coding region runs from base 1 to 1977 and encodes 658 amino acids. The record is from RefSeq and is a predicted model, not a curated record. The transcript has 2 exons. Lineage: Eukaryota; Evosea; Eumycetozoa; Acytosteliales; Acytosteliaceae. Gene Ontology annotation, biological process: transmembrane transport. Gene Ontology annotation, molecular function: ABC-type transporter activity; ATP binding; ATP hydrolysis activity.
AUGUCUAGAUUUGGAUUCAUGUCUAGAUUCCAAUCGAGACGACCUGACACUGAUGUGGAGAUGGGUCAGAGUUUGAUUGAGAUAAGGAGUAGUACGGAUGAUGUAAAGGCUCACAAGUAUAAGGUGCCUCUGGCAAAGUUAAGUGUCAGUCUUAAAGAGCCAACAAAGGAGGAGCUCAAUCUUAAGCGUCCAACAUUGCCAAUGGCCUACAAGAUGAUGCAAGCACUGAUACCAUACUAUUGGACCAAGAACUCUUUCGGUCUAAAACUACGAGUCGUCAUCUCUGUCUCCAUUAUAUUCUUAUCCAAAGGUAUUAACCUUUAUGUUCCACAAUUAUUUAAACAAAUGAUAAAUACAUUACCAAACUCAGUACCAAUAAGCUUGAUACUGUUAUAUGCCUUGUUGACAUUGACUCAAAAGAGUAUAUGGGAUCUUAGAGAUUUGAUAUUCCAAGAGGUCAGUAAUGGUGCCACGCGUAACGUCUCGCUCGAGACAUUCGACCAUCUACAUCGCAUGUCACUCUCGUUCCACUUGAGCAAGCGCACUGGUGGUCUGAUAAAGAUUGUCGAACGUGGCACCAACAGCAUCGUCAGUCUGCUGUCAUUGAUGCUGUUCAACAUCUUCCCAACACUGCUGGAACUAUUCACCGUGACAACCUUCCUGUUGUUCUCAUAUGGCUUCUACUUUUCUGUGAUCAACCUGUGCAGCUGCGCCCUGUACAUUGCCUUUACGCUCAGUGUCACAGAGUGGCGCAAUCAAUAUCGUCGACUGACCAACAAGAAGGAGCACGAAGCGUCCGACAUUGUCGUGGACUCGCUGACCAACUUUGAGACGAUCAAGUACUUCACGUCCGAGUCCUACGAACGCUCGCGCUAUCGCGAGGCACUGCUUCAGUUCCACGCAAUCAGCCAGCAGGCCAAGACAUCAAUGGUGGCACUCAACUCUGGCCAGGCUGCGAUCAUCAUCUUGGGCUCAACGAUGGGCCUCAUCUAUGCGACUUACAUGUGCUCGCUGGGCGCUCUCUCGAUUGGAGACAUCAUUGCCAUCAACACUUACAUCUAUCAGAUGUUCCAGCCACUGGCGUGGCUCGGCAGCAGCUAUCGUAUGAUCAUUCAAGCCUUCACCGAUAUGGAGAACCUCAUGGAUCUCCUCAACACGCAUCCAGAUGUUGCCGACGCUCAAAACGCUGUGCCCCUGCUCUACACGUCGGCCAGUCACGAGCUACCAUCGAUCGAGUUCAACAAUGUCUCCUUCUCCUACAAGGCUCAGAAGAAGUUGUUGGACAACAUCUCGUUCAGAGUGCCCGCUGGCAAGUCUGUGGCCAUUGUCGGUCCAACAGGUGGUGGUAAGAGCACCAUCUUUAGACUGCUGUGCCGUUUCUAUGACGUUGAGGAGGGAGAGAUUGUCGUCGGCCAACAGGACAUUCGUUCAGUGACCCAGGUAUCAUUGCGCAGUGCGAUUGGCGUCGUGCCCCAGGACACUGUACUCUUCAACGACACAAUCGCCUUUAACAUUGGCUUUGGUAAUCGUGACUGCUCCAACGAGGAGUUGAUCGAUGCUGCGCGUCGCGCUCAGAUCCUCGAGUUUAUCGAGAAGUCACCCGAGGGCUUCAUGACCGUGGUGGGCGAGCGUGGUCUUCGUCUGUCCGGCGGUGAGAAACAACGUGUGGCAAUCGCCAGGACCAUCCUAAAGAAUCCACCCAUCCUGAUCCUGGACGAGGCCACCUCUGCACUGGACUCUAUCACCGAGAAGAAGAUCCAGCAGUCGCUCACAGACAUCUCCAAGGGCAGGACCACACUGAUCAUCGCUCAUCGUCUCUCUACAAUCAUUCACUGUGAUGAAAUCCUUGUACUAAAGGAGGGUAGGAUCGUUGAGAGUGGCAACCACCAUCAACUGCUUUCCAAAGGUGGAGAAUAUGCCAGUCUUUGGAAUCAACAAUUGGAGCAUCCAGAUAACGUUCAAUCUUCAUCACCUUAA